AUGACAAAUCAUGGUGAACACAGCUUGCCAACUACCCCGGAAAGUUCUGUUGAUGAUCCGGGAAUCGCUAUUGAAGCUCAAACAAAUGACACCCUUACUGCUCUAAUGAAUACCAAUCCUCUCUAUGAAACGAAAUUGCAAGACACUUCUACCGAUGAAAGUCAACAACGUCCACGUCGUCGCAGUAGUGUAUCAAUAAUUCAGGCGCUUGUCAACACGAGUCAUCUACUAUCAACAAAUGACGCUCGAAGAAGGAAUUUUCUUGUGGGUAGCGCACGACAAUCACCUGAAUCUACAGCGAACGAUAUCAAUACGUAUUUUUCCGAUGGACGCGCAUUAACUGUAAUGAUGGUUACUUGGAACACCGGUGAAGCAUCGAAAAUCUAUGAACAAAAUUAUACACCUACCGCUCGAGAAACUGCACAGCCAAAAGAACGAAUGCUCGAUGACAUGUCAGACAUAUUAUUGCCUACGUUUAUUGAUUAUGUAUCUGAUCUUAUCAUCGUUGGUACUCAAGAAAUGUCCGUUUCUAAGAAGAGAAUUGAUUGGGAAAUCUUACUUCAAGAAGUAAUCGGACCAACACAUGUUCUCUUUCAUUCGAUUCAUUUUGGAACACUCUCAUUGUGUAUAUUUAUACGACGCGAUUUGAUUUGGUUUUGUACAGAACCCGAAGAAGAUAUCAUCAAGUUUCGAGCAGUAGGUCCUGUUCGAACAAAAGGUUCACUAGUAAUUACAUUCAAUCUCUUUGGAUCCUCGUUUAUGUUCAUAAAUUCACAUUUCGAAGCUGGCCAUGGUGCUGAAGGUUGUAUGAACAGACGAUCAAAUUUUUACAACACAACAACUAAAUUAUCGAUUCCACAUGAGUUUAUUCAAAGAACAAUAAUGCCGGCAAAACGUAUAACAUCAUUAGUCGUGCCUAACGUCUCACAAAAACUAGAAACAUCAUCAUCAAUUGAAUCCAGUACGAGUAUAGAUAUAACAAAGUCAUGUGAUUUUGUUUUCUGGGUUGGUGAUAUGAAUUUCCGAAUCAAUAUGACACAUCAGGAAGUGUUAGACCAUUGCAAAGAAAAGCUCUAUCAUGCGGUUCUAGAGAAAGACGAAUUUUGCCAAGCUCGAAAGAACGACGAAUUGUACACAAAUUUCAAAGAAGCUACUAUUGAUUUUCCACCAACAUACAAAUACGAUUUACGUUGUGAUGAUAGUUACGCAAAACACAGAACACCUUCUUACACAAAGAUUAUCUCAUUCAAACUAGAUUUGAUAGCGGAGAAAAGACGGAUAUUGUAUCGAGCGACGAGCAUCACCUAUCGAAUGCACACAAUACAACUUAAGCCCGGUUUACAUACUGGAAAUCUUUCCUACGGUAAAUUUAACCAUGAAGUUUAUAAGCGUGGUUGUAAACAACGCGAACGUCAUCAUUCUCUCGGUGUAGGUUUACAUCUCAAUGGUAAACGACGAACGGCAAUGCCCAGGAGCUCCGUUUGCGUUCUGCAAUAA
This is a messenger RNA of Adineta ricciae, 1497 nucleotides long. Lineage: Eukaryota; Metazoa; Rotifera; Eurotatoria; Adinetida; Adinetidae. The record is from the annotation of a GenBank genome assembly.